This is a messenger RNA of Dermochelys coriacea (leatherback sea turtle), 2968 nucleotides long. It is a transcript of the gene SULT6B1, whose product is annotated as sulfotransferase family 6B member 1. Gene Ontology annotation, molecular function: sulfotransferase activity. Lineage: Eukaryota; Metazoa; Chordata; Testudines; Dermochelyidae. The record is from RefSeq and is a predicted model, not a curated record. Gene Ontology annotation, cellular component: cytoplasm. Gene Ontology annotation, biological process: sulfation. The transcript is spliced from 7 exons.
AUGUAAGCGUUCAGCAUUUUAUUGUCUCUUUAGCAUAAAAGGGGGACAUUAAUAUACAAUACCUUCCAGUGUAGGCAUUGGGAUUUUAAGCUAUGAUGAUAUUUUAAACACUAUUUUAAAGCUAUGAUGUUAGUUUUGCUUUCCUGGAAUUAAUUUGAUUGUUAUUCUUUAUGCCUUAUGCUUUUUAUUGUACUGUCUUCUAUUAUUGUUACCCAUAGACUUUACAUCUGUUUCUUCUAAAUCAGUGAUAUGGGGCUGAAAAGCUUUCUUUAAUUACAGAAAUAGCUUGCCACCAAAAUAAAAACAACAUUAUAUUGGUGUGAGAGGCUUGCUUCCUGUUAAUAUUAUAUAAGGUUAAAUUUAGUAUUUUGCCUCUCAUUCUUACUGAUUUGUUUGUCUCAGUGGGCCCAAUCCUGCCACUCCUGUUGGUCUUCAGUGGUACUAUUUAUAAGAGUAAGCCUUACUUUUAGGACUAAGUGUUGCUGAAUUGGACCCUUUCUUCAGUCCCAGGAGGAUGGAAAAGGAGGAGAGAAAUAUACCUGAUUGGGUGGGGUUUGCAUAUGGAGAACAACAUGAGAUAUUUUGUUCUCAAGAAAAAAAAAAGGGGGAGUAGUGCCAGGAUUUUUCUCCACCCUUCAGAUCCAUCCAUUUAAAGGCAAUUGUUGUUCUAACACUGCAAUUUCACUCAAAGGCAACAAACAUGGCAAAACAACAUAACAAAGUAGCUGAUGAAAUAGAGAAAUUGUUGGAGAAGUCUAAAGGGUUUUCCCUUAAGGAUCUGCUGUUCUUCUCUCAGGGAACCCCAUACCCUGUCACUGUAUGCAGUGCAGAGACAUUCCAGGCCCUGGAAAACUUAGAAGCCAGAAGUGAUGAUAUGGUAUUGGUGUCUUAUCCCAAAUGCGGUGUAAAUUGGCUUAUCCAGCUCUUAAAUGAUUUGAUAUUUACAACUUCCCAGACUAAACAUAUAAACACGGAACUGCCAUUUAUUGAAUGUGGAGAUCCAGACAAAUAUCAGCGGAUGAAAUAGUUUCCAUCUCCAAGGAUUUUGGCAACACACCUCCAUUAUGAUAAUCUCCCCAAGUCUAUCUUCAGGAAUAAAGCCAAGAUACGGGUGUUGUUUCGAAAUCCUCAAGAUACCGCUGCAUCGUUUUUCCAUUUCUUAAACAACGUCUCAGACAUCCCCAGUUAUAACUCCUGGGAUGAAUUUUUCUCAGAGUUCAUGAGUGGAAAAGUCAGCUGGGGUUCCUAUUUUGACCAUGUGGUUGCCUAGAACAAACACAUUGAGGAUGAAAAUGUUAUGCUUAUAACAUAUGAAGACCUGAAAGAGAACUUGGCUUCUGGAGCGAAGCAAAUAGCUGAAUUCUUUGGAUUCUCUCCAACGGCAGAACAGAUUCAGUCUAUUGCAGACGGGGGAAGCUUCCAAGUAAUGAGAAAAAUAUCCCAGGAGAUCUAUGGCUCAGUUGGUCUGAUUCUCUUCCAUAAAGGUGCUGUUGGAGAUUGGAAGAACCUUUUUACUGAAGCUCAAAGCCAGGAAAUGGAUUCUAAAUUUAAAGAGUGUUUAGGGGGAACCAGGCUGAAAGCAAAUCUGAAGUAUGAGGUGUACUGCAAGGCCUGAGAAUGGUUACAGAAAAGACUCACUUCAAUAUGUUUUUUUAAUUUUAUUUUUUAAAUAUACUCUAAAAGGAAUAGUUUAAAUCAGGACAAAUAUUUCAGUUGUAAUUUGUAACUUGUAGUGUAAGAUUAAAUUUCUACUAAAUUUGGUUCUGUUGUAUUAUCAGAAUACAGGCUUCAGUUCGGUAAAACACUUAAGCACUUGCUUAAUUUAUGAGUAAUCCCACUGACUACACUGGGAUUGAAGCAGGGCUUAAAAUUAAGCAAGAGUUUAAAUGUUUUGCUGACCAGAGAUAAGAUUACUUGCCCCACAAUUACUUCUGUAAUUUAGGACACCUAGAUACCAGAAAGACUUAGCCAAACUGGGGAAAAUUCAUGGAAGAGCAACGUAAGUGAUCAGGGAUUUAUAAGGAAUGAAAUAGUGUAACUAGGCACUGUGAAUCAUUGUAUCUCCAUUAUUAUACUAGAACAGAAAGAGUGGAAUUGAUUAGGGUGCUGAAAUAGGUAGGAAUAAUGGGAUGAAAGUGAGGAAAGAAAUGUUUAGAGUGCAUAUCAGAAAAUACUUCUUAACCCUAACUGAGGAAGUGUCCCAACAGGUUUCUACAGCUUCUCAUCACGUGCGUGAUUUUAAAACUAGAUUGGAGAAAUCACUUGAGCAUGUACUAUAAAGAACAAUUAUACAGAGGCAGUGGGAUGGACGAGACCUGCUAGGGUUUUUCCAUCUCUGAUUUCUAUAACUCAAGGAGUUAUCAGUCCAUGCUCACUGAUGAAAAUGAGCUAUGUUUCUAAUAUUAUUAAAAUGUACUUUGGGCCAGAUUGUGCCUUUAGACACAUCCCCUCAAGAGUCAUCCCACCAAAGCACAAUUUCUUCCCUGCUCCACUUUUGCUUCAGAUAAGGAAUAAGUUACAUCAGCCCUUGAAAGGGUGUAGUUUACUUCUCCCUCUUGCACCAAGACAACUAUUCCAGCCUGUGAGGGGGGGGGAAAGGGGUAGAGCUAAGACUCCAUCUCCUUGAUGUCCAUUUUCUUGAAGCAGGAAGUAUCUGAGGGCAGGGGCUGAGCUCCACAAUAAAACCAGACCCAAAAUCUAGCUAGGCUGGGGAUGGAUGGGGCCUUAUUUGCUCAACUGAGUAAGACAAGGGCAUGGUCUAACCCUUUGCAUAUGCAUUAAUGUUGAUUAAUUGCAUAGUACGCUACAGGCCUAUAACCUGUAACCUAUAACCUAUAACCUUAAAUGUAUAUUAAAGGUAAUAUAUGCACAGUUGGUUUGUGAACUAUCAAUUCCAUGUGAUUAGUGCCAUUGAGUUCAAUGGGAGUACAGUAACUCCUUGCUUAACAUUGUAGUGAAGUUCUUGAAA